AUGCGCAGGGCGCUGCCCCCGCCCCGCCACGCUGAGAAGGUGCCCGGAGGACAGCAGCAGCUUCCACAGCCUCCCCCCCCACCCCAUCUCCCAACCACCACCAGCUUUAACCCUGCAGGGCACCCCCCCCGCUCCGGUACCCACCACGCCCGGCUGUCCCCCUCCCCUUCCCCUUCCCUCACAGCCUCACCCCACCCUGCCCCAUUCCCCUCCCUUCUCCAGAUGACCACCGAGAGCGGCCAGCAGCGGCUGGAGCCCCCCGUCCCUCUCCGCUCCUGCAGCCCGGCUCCCGGAGCUCUCCAGAUGAGCCGGCCGCCUUCCUCCGCCCUGGAGACCUCCACCUCCUCUUCCUCCACCUCCACCUCCUCCUCCUCUUCCUCGGCGGCGGCGGCAUCCUCAAAGAGCAAGAAGGCCAGCUCGGGGCUGCGGCGGCCGGAGAAGCCCCCUUACUCCUACAUCGCCCUCAUCGUCAUGGCCAUCCAGAGCUCGCCUUCCAAGCGCCUGACCCUCAGCGAGAUCUACCAGUUCCUGCAGGCCCGCUUCCCCUUCUUCCGUGGCUCCUACCAAGGCUGGAAGAACUCGGUGCGCCAUAACCUCUCCCUCAACGAGUGCUUCAUAAAGCUGCCCAAGGGCUUGGGCCGUCCGGGCAAGGGCCACUACUGGACCAUCGACCCGGCCAGCGAGUUCAUGUUCGAGGAAGGCUCCUUCCGACGGCGGCCCCGUGGCUUCAGGAGGAAAUGCCAGGCACUGAAGCCCAUGUACCGUAUGAUGAACGGGCUGGGCUUCGGAGCUUCCAUCCUCCCGCAGGGCUUCGACUUCCAGGCCCCCCCCGCCUCCCUCGCCUGCCACUCUAAUGGCUACAACCUCGACAUGAUGCCCAACGCCAUGGCCAGCGGCUACGAGGGACUCAGCGGCGGCCACCAUGUCCCCCACAUGUCGCCCAACCCCGGCUCGACCUACAUGGCCAGCUGCCCGGUGACUGCCAAUGGGGACUACGGCCCCGACAGCAGCAGCAGCCCCGUGCCCUCCUCGCCUGCCAUGGCUAGCGCUAUCGAGUGCCACUCGCCCUACACGAGCCCUUCGGCUCACUGGACAGCCUCGGGGGCCUCUCCCUACAUAAAGCAGCAGGGUCUUCCCGCCGCCAACGCUGCAUCCUCGGGCAUCCACUCCAGCGUGCCCUCCUACUCCCUGGAGCAGGGAUAUCUGCACCAGAGCCCCCGCGAUGACCUCUCAGUGGGAUUGCCUCGCUACCAGCAUCACCCAUCCCCGGUGUGUGACAGGAAAGAUUUUGUCCUCAAUUUUAACGGCAUUUCCUCGUUUCACCCGUCCGCUGGUGGAUCUUACUACCACCAUCACCACCACCAAAGCGUCUGUCAGGACAUCAAGCCCUGCGUGAUGUGAAGGCAAGCGUUCCAGCAGAGACACUCAGAUGGCAUCGAGCAGAGCCGAGCUAUAGACGGACUCACGCAGGUUAAAUAGGAUGUGCACUCUGGUAGCGUUGGUAGUACACCAGUCACUUAGCAAAGUCACCCGAGGAAGCCGAGUUUGCGAUCCUUUUCCACCCCCUGAAGGACACCAAGGAGCUGAUAGAACGCUCCAAAGCUCCUGCUGAGAGCAAUACGCCUUAUGUGAUGUGUUGGGUUAGGUGGAAUCUCAGUGUCCUCACGCCAAAUCUGACCACCUUAAUCGCAAAUCACCUUUCUGUCAUCUAAAGAAACGAGCUUUAGGAAAGGGGACGAUUCGAGGUAAUUUUAUACGAGAAAACGUCUUUAAAUAGGAAACAUCUCCCACCUCAGCAUCUGCGAGGACCCUUCUUUCGCUGCUGCCUCGGCGGGAAUUUUGUUUUCUUUCCCCAAGGACGCUGUGUGUGGACCUCAACACCGGCCGAUCGAUCUUAUUAAACCAGUAUUGUUUAGCCCUGUCCUGUAAAGACUCCAUGGAAAACUCCAGGGUUUUUCCCCAGUGAUGCCACAA
This is a messenger RNA of Dryobates pubescens (Downy woodpecker), 1974 nucleotides long. RefSeq names its product forkhead box F2 (gene FOXF2). Gene Ontology annotation, cellular component: nucleus. NCBI's taxonomy places the organism in Eukaryota, Metazoa, Chordata, Aves, Piciformes, Picidae. The record is from RefSeq and is a predicted model, not a curated record. Gene Ontology annotation, molecular function: RNA polymerase II cis-regulatory region sequence-specific DNA binding; DNA-binding transcription factor activity, RNA polymerase II-specific. Gene Ontology annotation, biological process: animal organ morphogenesis; regulation of transcription by RNA polymerase II.